UUGAGGAAAAAUAAAUAUAAGACCCUGUCUUAUUUUCGGGGAAACACGGUAGUAGGGAAUAAUAAAAAUGAUUGAACAGAAGCAGUAAGGUUUUCAAAGAGAGUCCAGAUUGAGCUGAAAGCGUUAUGGGGAUAUAUUUUAUGCACAUUGGAACGAAUUAAACUUUUUAUUUCAUCUUUUGCCCUCUAGUAGUAAAGAAAAAUUAUGAGAUUGACUAUUUGAUUGGCUUAUCAUUUGAGGCCAGCAGAAAUAUGUGGAUUACAUAGUGGCUCUUUGACGUAAGAAAAGUCAUCUGAAAAGUCGAACAAAUACAAUGAACGACUAGCUCUCCAAUUCUCUGAAUUUGAAAUGAAAUGUCACCUGAGUCCUUGCUCAGUGGACACAGUGGAAGAGUGGACUGCAUCUUCGUGGAUCUUGCGCUGAGCACACUGAAGCAUAACCUUUCUGCCUGUCACAGCCAGGGGCUGGUGGAGUGCAGGAACGGACAGUGUGUCCCCAGCGCCUUCCAGUGUGACGGAGACGAGGACUGCAAGGACGGGAGUGACGAGGAAAACUGCAGCAACAGUCAGACCCCAUGUCAGGAAGGAGACCAAAGAUGCCUCCACAGCUCCUGCCUUGAUUCGUGUGGUGGCAGCUCUCUCUGUGAGCGGAACAACAGUCUGAACAACUGUAGUAAGUGCCACAGCUGACAGGUGCAGUCCCCCUG
Microcebus murinus (gray mouse lemur) is the source of this 706-nucleotide messenger RNA. The record is from RefSeq and is a predicted model, not a curated record. Lineage: Eukaryota; Metazoa; Chordata; Mammalia; Primates; Cheirogaleidae.